Molecule: messenger RNA, 8374 nt
Organism: Engraulis encrasicolus (European anchovy)
Lineage: Eukaryota; Metazoa; Chordata; Actinopteri; Clupeiformes; Engraulidae
Gene: mtor
Product: mechanistic target of rapamycin kinase
Exons: 58
Coding region: 122-7654 (2510 amino acids)
Biological process (GO): protein phosphorylation; TOR signaling; negative regulation of macroautophagy
Cellular component (GO): TORC2 complex; TORC1 complex; nucleus
Molecular function (GO): protein serine/threonine kinase activity; protein-containing complex binding; protein binding
Source: RefSeq, a predicted model, not a curated record
CCACCUCUGUGGGAUAUGACUUCUUCUUUUUGCAGCUGAGCGAACCUUUUCCAGCCGUUUUGUAGCUAACUAAAUAAAGAGAUACCGCUGCGCGUCGGGUCGCGGCACCACCGCUGCCAUCAUGUCGGGCACAGCGACUGUGCUGCAACAGUUCGUGAGCGGCCUGAAGAGUCGCAACGAGGACACCCGCGCCAAAGCAGCAAAGGACCUUCUUCACUAUGUGACAACAGAGCUAAGAGAACUCAGCCAAGAUGAAGCCACCACUUUCUAUGAUGAGUUAAAUCACCAUAUAUUUGAGCUGGUCUCCAGCUCUGAUGUGAGUGAGAAGAAAGGUGGAAUUCUUGCCAUAGUGAGCCUCAUCGGUGUGGAAGGAGGCAAUGCCAACAGGAUCAGUCGCUUCGCAAACUACCUACGCAACUUGCUGCCCUCCAGCGACCCGGUGGUCAUGGAGAUGUCAUCCAAAGCCAUGGGCCACUUGUCCAUGGCAGGGGACACCUUCACUGCCGAGUAUGUGGAGUUCGAGGUGAAAAGGGCUCUGGAGUGGCUGGGUGCGGAUAGGAAUGAGGGCAGGCGCCAUGCAGCGGUGCUGGUGCUGAGGGAGCUGGCGGUCAGCGCGCCCACCUUCUUCUUCCAGCAGGUGCAGUCCUUCUUCGACAACAUCUUCUAUGCGGUGUGGGACUCCAAACAGGCCAUCCGCGAGGGGGCCGUGUCCGCCCUCAGGGCCUGCCUCAUCCUCACCACCCAGAGAGAGACCAAAGAGAUGCAGAAGCCGCAGUGGUACAAGCAAACGUUUGAGGAGGCGGAGAAGGGUUUUGAUGAGAGCCUGGCCAAGGAGAAGGGGAUGAACAGGGACGACCGCGUCCACGGGGCCCUCCUCAUCCUCAAUGAGCUGGUCCGCAUCAGCAGCAUGGAGGGAGAGCGGAUGCGCGAGGAGAUGGAGGAGAUCACGCAGCAGCAGCUGGUGCACGACAAGUACUGCAAGGAGCUGAUGGGCUUCGGCACCAAGCCGCGCCACAUCACGCCCUUCACCAGCUUCCAGUCGGUGCAGCCGCAGCAGUCCAACGCGCUGCUGGGCCUGCUGGGCUACAGCACGCCGCAGGGCUUCCUCAGCUUCGGGGCCGCACCCGUCGUCACCAAGAACACCCUGGUGGAGAGCCGCUACUGCCGCGAGCUCAUGGAGGAACGCUUUGACCAGGUGUGUCGCUGGGUGCUGAAGUACAGGACCAGUAAGAACCCCCUCAUCCAGAUGACCAUUCUCAACCUGCUGCCACGCCUCGCUGCCUUCCAGCCAAACACUUUCACCGACCAGUAUCUGUCGGACACCAUGGGCCACCUGCUGGGCUGCCUGAAGAAGGAGAGGGAGCGCACGGCUGCCUUCCAGGCCCUGGGGCUGCUGGUGGUGGCCGUUCGCACGGAGAUCCAGCCCUACCUCACCAAGAUCCUUGAGAUCAUCAAAGCUGCUCUACCCCCCAAGGACUUUGCCCACAAGAGACAAAAGACCAUGCAAGUGGAUGCCACAGUGUUCACCUGCAUCAGCAUGCUGUCCAGAGCCAUGGGCCCUUCCAUCCAGCAGGACAUCAAGGAGCUGCUGGAGCCCAUGCUGGCUGUGGGACUAAGCCCGGCGCUGACGGCGGUGCUGUAUGACCUGAGCCGGCAGAUCCCGCAGCUGAAGAAGGACAUCCAGGACGGGCUGCUGAAGAUGCUGUCGCUGGUGCUGAUGCACAAGCCCCUGCGCCACCCGGGCAUGCCCAAGGGCCUGGCGCACCAGCUGGCCUCCCCCAGCCUCACCAACAUUCCCGAGGCCAGCGACGUGGGCAGCAUCACCCUGGCCCUGCGCACCCUCGGCAGCUUCGAGUUCGAAGGACAUUCCCUGACCCAGUUUGUGCGUCACUGCGCGGACCACUUCCUGAACAGCGAGCACAAGGAGAUCCGCAUGGAGGCGGCGCGCACCUGCUCGCGCCUGCUGACGCCCUCCAUCCACCUGAUCAGCGGCCACGGCCACGUGGUCAGCCAGACCGCCGUGCAGGUGGUGGCCGACGUGCUCAGCAAGCUUCUGGUGGUCGGCAUCACUGACCCAGACCCUGACAUCCGCUACUGCGUGCUAGCGUCUCUGGACGAGCGCUUCGAUGCCCACCUGGCGCAGGCGGAGAACCUGCAGGCGCUCUUCGUGGCCCUGAACGACGAGGUGUUUGAGAUCCGCGAGCUGGCCAUCUGCACCAUCGGCCGCCUCAGCAGCAUGAACCCCGCCUUCGUCAUGCCCUUCCUGCGCAAGAUGCUCAUUCAGAUCCUGACGGAGCUGGAGCACAGUGGAGUGGGGCGGAACAAGGAGCAGAGUGCCCGCAUGCUGGGCCACCUGGUGUCCAACGCCCCCCGCCUCAUACGGCCCUACAUGGAGCCCAUCCUCAAGGCUCUCAUCUUGAAGCUGAAGGAUCCUGACCCCAACCCUGGAGUGGUCAUCAGCGUGCUGGCUACCAUUGGGGAGCUGGCACAGGUGAGCGGCCUGGAGAUGAGGAAGUGGAUGGAUGAGCUGUUCCCCAUCAUCAUGGACAUGCUCCAGGACUCCUCCUCAUUGGCCAAGAGACAGGUGGCGCUGUGGACCCUGGGUCAGCAGGUGGCCAGCACGGGGUAUGUGGUGGAGCCCUACAGGAAGUACCCCUCGCUGCUGGAGGUGCUGCUCAACUUCCUCAAGACAGAGCAGAACCAAGGCAUCAGGAGAGAGGCUAUCCGAGUGCUCGGGCUCCUGGGAGCUCUCGACCCGUACAAACACAAGGUCAACAUCGGCAUGAUCGACCAAUCCCGUGACGCCUCAGCAGUCAGCCUCUCGGAAUCGAAAUCCAGCCAGGACUCAGCUGAUUACAGUACAAGUGAGAUGCUGGUGAACAUGGGCAACCUCCCGCUGGACGAGUUCUACCCGGCGGUGGCCAUCGUGACUCUGAUGCGCAUCCUGCGCGACCCCUCGCUGUCCAACCACCACACCAUGGUGGUGCAGGCCGUCACCUUCAUCUUCAAGUCGCUGGGGCUCAAGUGCGUGCAGUUCCUGCCGCAGGUCAUGCCCACCUUCCUCAACGUCAUCCGCGUCUGUGACGCCAGCAUACGAGAGUUCCUGUUCCAGCAGAUGGGAAUGGUGGUGUGCUUCGUCAAGAUCCACAUCCGGCCGUAUAUGGACGAUAUCUUCACCCUCAUCAGAGAGUACUGGACACCCAACAACCCCAUGCAGAACACCAUCAUCCUUCUGAUAGAGCAGAUUGUGGUGGCCUUGGGAGGCGAGUUCAAGCUCUACCUGCCCCAGCUCAUCCCACACAUGCUGCGCGUCUUCAUGCAUGACAACAGCACGGGCCGAAGCGUCACCAUCAAGCUCCUAAAUGCCAUCCAGCUCUUUGGUGCCAACCUGGACGACUACCUCCAUCUGCUGCUGCCACCCAUAGUCAAGCUGUUCGACGCACCGGAUGUUCCCUUACAGGCCCGCAAGGUUGCCUUGGAAACCUUGGACAGACUGACCGAGUCCCUGGACUUCACAGACUACGCCUCGCGCAUCAUCCACCCCAUAGUGCGCACCCUGGACAACACCCCAGAGCUGCGCCCCACAGCCAUGGACACCCUGUCCUCAUUGGUCUUCCAGCUCGGGAAGAAGUACCAGAUCUUCAUCCCCAUGGUGAACAAGGUGAUGCUGAAGCACCGCAUCAACCAUCAGCGCUACGACGUCCUCAUCUGUCGCAUCGUCAAGGGCUACACGCUGGCUGAGGAGGAGGAGGACCCACUGAUCUUCCAGCACCGCUCGCUGCGGAGUAACCAGGGCGACGCGCUGGUCAGCGGCCCCGUGGAAUCAGGACCCAUGAAGAAGCUACACGUCAGCACCACAGCCCUGCAGAAGGCCUGGGGCGCUGCCAGGAAGGUGUCCAAGGACGACUGGUUGGAGUGGCUGCGGCGUCUGAGCGUGGUGCUGCUGAAGGAGUCCUCCUCGCCCGCCCUGCGCUCAUGCUGGUCCCUGGCCCAGACGUACAUCCCCCUCGCCAGGGACCUGUUCAACGCUGCCUUCCUGUCCUGCUGGUCGGAGCUGAGUGAGGACCAGCAGGACGAGCUGAUCCGCAGCAUCGAGCUGGCUCUCACCUCGCAGGACAUCGCAGAGGUCACGCAGACACUCCUCAACCUGGCUGAGUUCAUGGAGCACAGCGACAAGGGCCCAUUGCCUCUGAGAGACGACAACGGUAUUGUGCUGCUGGGAGAGAGGGCUGCGAAGUGUCGUGCCUACGCCAAGGCCCUGCACUACAAGGAGCUGGAGUUCCAGAAGGGUGCCUCCCCUCUCAUCCUGGAGUCUCUCAUCAGCAUCAACAACAAGCUGCAGCAGCCAGAGGCAGCAUCAGGGGUGCUGGAAUAUGCCAUGAAGCACUUCGGAGAACUGGAAAUCCAGGCCACGUGGUACGAGAAGCUGCACGAGUGGGAGGACGCCCUGGUGGCCUAUGACAAGAAGAUCGACCUCAACAAGGAGGACCCAGAGCUCAUCCUGGGCCGCAUGCGAUGUCUGGAGGCUCUGGGGGAGUGGGGGCAGCUCCACCAGCAGUGCUGUGAGGAGUGGACUCUGGUGAGUGAGGAGACUCAGGCCAAGAUGGCUCGAAUGGCUGCUGCUGCCGCUUGGGGCCUGGGCCACUGGGACAGCAUGGAGGAGUACACCUGCAUGAUCCCCCGCGACACCCAUGACGGCGCCUUCUACAGGGCGGUGCUGGCACUGCACCAGGACCUCUUCUCCCUCGCCCAGCAGUGUAUUGACAAGGCCAGAGACCUCCUGGAUGCAGAGCUGACUGCCAUGGCUGGGGAGAGCUACAGUCGUGCGUACGGGGCCAUGGUGUCGUGCCAGAUGCUUUCAGAGCUGGAGGAGGUCAUCCAGUACAAGCUGGUGCCCGAGCGCAGAGACAUCAUCCGCGAGACCUGGUGGGAGAGGCUACAGGGCUGCCAGAGGAUAGUGGAGGACUGGCAGAGGAUCCUGAUGGUGCGCUCGCUGGUCAUCAUCCCCCACGAAGACAUGCGCACCUGGCUCAAGUACGCCAGCCUCUGUGGCAAGAGCGGACGUCUGGCCCUGGCCCAUAAGACCCUGGUGCUCCUGUUGGGAGUGGACCCUUCCAAGCAGCUGGACCAUCCACUGCCCACAGCGCACCCCCACGUCACCUACGCCUACAUGAAGUACAUGUGGAAGAGCGCCCGCAAGAUCGAUGCGUUCCAGCACAUGCAGCACUUUGUGCAGGGCAUGCAGCAGCAGGCUCAGCACGCCAUCGCAGCAGAGGACCAGCAGCACAAGCUGGAGCUGCACAAACUCAUGGCCAGGUGUUUCCUAAAGCUGGGAGAGUGGCAGUUGAGUCUUCAGGGCAUCAAUGAGAGCACCAUCCCCAAAGUGCUGCAGUAUUACAGCCACUCCACCGAGCACGACCGCACCUGGUACAAGGCGUGGCACGCAUGGGCGGUGAUGAACUUUGAGGCGGUGCUGCACUACAAGCACCAGAACCAGGGCCUGAAGCUGCGGCACGCCAGCGGGGCCAGCGCCACCUCCGAGGCCAGCAACAGUGACAGCGAGGCCGACAGUGCUGACCACAGCCCCUCACCUGGACAGAAGAAAGUCAAUGAGGAUCUGUCCAAGACGCUGCUGCUGUAUACGGUGCCUGCAGUGCAGGGCUUCUUCCGAUCCAUCGCCCUCUCCCGCGGGAACAACCUCCAGGACACACUCAGGGUGCUGACGCUGUGGUUUGACUAUGGCCACUGGCCCGAGGUGAACGAGGCCCUGGUGGAGGGCAUCAAGACUAUUCAGAUCGACACCUGGCUGCAGGUGAUUCCUCAGUUGAUUGCUCGUAUUGACACGCCGAGAGCUCUAGUUGGCCGUCUCAUCCACCAGCUGCUCACAGACAUCGGACGCUACCACCCACAGGCCCUGAUCUACCCGCUGACCGUGGCCUCCAAGUCCACCACCACGGCCCGCCACAACGCUGCAAAUAAAAUCCUCAAGAACAUGUGCGAGCACUGCAACGCUUUAGUCCAGCAGGCCAUUAUGGUGAGUGAGGAGCUUAUCCGCGUGGCCAUCCUGUGGCAUGAGAUGUGGCAUGAGGGCCUGGAGGAGGCGUCACGCCUCUACUUCGGGGAGCACAACGUGAAGGGCAUGUUCGCCGUACUGGAGCCCCUCCACGCCAUGAUGGAGAGGGGACCACAGACACUCAAGGAGACCUCCUUCAACCAGGCGUACGGCAGGGACCUGAUGGAGGCUCAGGACUGGUGCCGGAAGUACAUGCGCUCCGGCAACGUGAAGGACCUGACCCAGGCCUGGGACCUGUACUACCACGUCUUCAGGAGGAUCUCAAAGCAGCUACCUCAGCUGACCUCUCUGGAGCUGCAGUACGUGUCUCCUAAGCUGCUGAUGUGCAGGGACCUGGAGCUGGCCGUGCCGGGCACCUACGACCCCAACCAGCCCAUCAUCCGCAUCCAGUCCAUCGCCCCCUCCCUGCAGGUCAUCACCUCCAAGCAGCGGCCUCGCAAACUCACCAUCAUGGGCAGCAACGGGCAUGAGUUCAUGUUCCUGCUGAAGGGCCACGAGGACCUGCGUCAGGACGAGAGGGUCAUGCAGCUCUUCGGCCUGGUCAACACGCUGCUGGCCAACGACCCCGCCUCCCUACGCAAGAAUCUCAGCAUCCAGCGCUACGCUGUGAUACCUCUGUCCACCAACUCUGGCCUGAUUGGCUGGGUGCCCCACUGCGACACACUGCACGCGCUCAUUAGAGACUACAGAGAGAAGAAGAAGAUCCUGCUCAACAUCGAGCACCGCAUCAUGCUCAGGAUGGCCCCAGACUACGACCACCUGACCCUAAUGGAGAAGGUGGAGGUGUUUGAGCAUGCCGUCAACAACACUGCAGGAGACGACCUCGCCAAGCUGCUCUGGCUCAAGAGUCCCAGCUCAGAGGUUUGGUUUGACAGGCGGACAAACUACACCCGUUCCUUAGCUGUCAUGUCCAUGGUGGGAUACAUCCUGGGACUGGGAGACAGGCAUCCAUCAAAUCUUAUGUUGGAUAGGUUAAGUGGAAAGAUCCUCCAUAUCGACUUUGGUGAUUGCUUUGAAGUUGCCAUGACUCGGGAGAAAUUCCCAGAGAAAAUCCCAUUCCGACUGACAAGAAUGCUGACUAAUGCCAUGGAGGUGACAGGCCUGGAUGGCAACUACAGAAUCACGUGUCACACGGUGAUGGAGGUGCUGAGGGAGCACAGGGACAGUGUCAUGGCUGUACUGGAGGCGUUUGUCUACGACCCCUUACUCAACUGGAGGCUGAUGGACAUAGCCAACACGAAAGGAAACAAGCGUUCCAGGAACAGGACGGACUCCUAUUCUGCUGGACAAUCCGUGGAGGCCCUGGACGGCAUUGACAUUGGCGAGGCCUCUCACAAGAAGCCAGGAACCACCGUGCCUGAGUCCAUCCACUCCUUCAUCGGUGACGGCCUUGUGCAGCCCGAGGCCCUGAACAAGAAAGCCAUCCAGAUCAUCAACAGGGUGCGGGAUAAACUGACUGGUCGGGAUUUUUCACACGAUGAGACCUUGGAUGUACCGACCCAGGUGGAGCUUCUAAUCAAGCAAGCGACGUCGCAUGAGAACUUGUGCCAAUGCUACAUUGGAUGGUGUCCGUUCUGGUAGAGGAGCACCUGAACACAACCCCCUGCAUUGCAGUCCUUGUCCUAUGCUAAUAUUUCUACGGUGGCCAUGGGAGUUAGGUCUGGGGUAUGCUUGCUGUGAUAACCAUGUGCAAACGAGUGUACAUACUUUGUUCCGAACAUGGCCGACGGGGCAUGAAUAUUUUCCACCAUUGUUUGACUGUACAGCGACCUGAACAUGGAAGUUCAGAGGACCGCCCCUCGCGGUUGUGUCAGUAUUGCACCAUGCGCAAGCGUCUACGUACCUUGUGUCAGGUGUCCUACCACACGUAAAACUGACAGAAAAUGUGAAUAGCAACGCUUUUUCUUGCACAAAAAGCAUACCCCGGGCCUCAAUGAGAAAUGACUCUCGCUUUAUAGAAUAGCAAUGAUGUGUUGCAGACAUUUUGAAGUAUUUCUGGCUUUUAUUAAUAACUUAAUGUCUCAUAUCUGAAGGUUAGCUGAUGCACAAUAUAAAUUAAGAGACUUGAUGUCACAUGGUGGUGACAAUGAAUUAAUGAUGGGGAAACAUGAUUUUUGCUCAUCCACUGUUUCAUUUCUGGAGCCUUUCAGUGUUGUGCCAUACUACGUUACAAUAAAUGAUAAACAACAUUAUGGAAUAAAUUAAAUAAUUCACGAGGUCUUAUAAUUUGCUAAGACUGCACUGAAUGUAUUUGUAUCUAAUUUUGCGUGUCAGAAUUAAUAAAAUUGAGUAAAUGUUUCA